Molecule: messenger RNA, 3520 nt
Organism: Podarcis muralis (Common wall lizard)
Lineage: Eukaryota; Metazoa; Chordata; Lepidosauria; Squamata; Lacertidae
Gene: TTYH2
Product: tweety family member 2
Cellular component (GO): plasma membrane
Molecular function (GO): intracellularly calcium-gated chloride channel activity; volume-sensitive chloride channel activity
Source: RefSeq, a predicted model, not a curated record
GCGCUCCGCGACGGCGAAGGAGGCCGGGCCGCGAUCGGCGUGCGGAGAGCGGACGCGGCACGAGAAGCGGCAGCAGCGGCAGGAGGAGCGGGCGCCUGUCCGGGGAGGCGGCGAGCAGCUGCAGCAUCUGCAGCCGGCAGGCCCGGGGUCGCGAUGUUGCCUGCGGCGCGGGCCGACUACCUGGCGCCCUGGUGGGCGUCGUGGCUGCACGGGCUGCCCCACUUGAGCCUCCGCCUGCAGCCGGUCUCCAGCGCCUUCCGCCCGAGGGACGCCGACUACCAGCAGUCCCUGUUGCUCUUGGCUCUCGUGGGAGCUGUCUUUCUGGGCCUCAACCUGGUAUUCCUUGGUAUUUAUCUGAUCUGUCUGUGCUGCUGCAAGAGGGAGGAGGAGUCGGAGACGAAGAGGCCCAAUUUGUGCUGCAUCACCUGGACUGCUGUGGUAGCCGGCCUCAUCUGUUGUGCUGCUGUUGGCAUUGGUUUCUAUGGCAACAGUGAAACCAACGAUGGGGUUUAUCAACUGAUCUACGCCCUAAAUAAUGCUAAUCGCACUCUUUCGGAGAUUGAUUCGCUGGUCUCAAACACCUCUGUGCAGAUGAAGGUGGCUCUGGAGCAGCACCUGGCGCGGCUGAACGAGAUCUUUGCCACCCGAGGCGACUAUGUGCAGACGCUUAAGUUCCUGCAGCAGAUGGCUGGCAAUAUUGUGCUGCAGCUCUCGGGGCUCCCUGUCUGGAACGAUGUCACUGUAGACCUGUCUCAAGUUGCUGGUGAAGUUGGUUACGUGGAAUAUUACAGAUGGCUCUCCUACCUCUUGCUCUUCAUCCUGGACUUGGUGAUCUGCCUUACUGCCUGCCUGGGCCUAGCAAAGCACUCCAAAUGUCUGCUUAUUGUGAUUCUGUGCUGUGGGCUUUUCACACUCAUUCUCAGCUGGUCUUCCUUUGCGGCAGAUGUGUCGGGAGCAGUGGGUACCAGUGACUUCUGCAUGGCUCCGGAUAAGUUCAUCAUGAACAUGACGCAAAGCGACCUCAGUGCAGAGAUUGUACGGUACUACCUGUAUUGCAGCCAGAGUCUGACCAACCCCUUCCAGCAGGCCUUGACCAUCUACCAGCGUUCUCUCACGACCAUGCAGAUCCAGAUCCAAGGCCUCAUGCAGUUUGCUCUCCCUCUUUUCCCUACAGCCGAGAGAGAUCUGCUAGGCAUACAGCAGCUACUGAACAAAUCAGAGGGCAGCCUCCACCAGCUGACCGCCAUGUUGGACUGCCGGGGCUUACACAAGGACUACCUGGAUGCCUUGAUUGGGAUCUGCUACGAUGGGGUGGAAGGCUUGCUGUACCUCAUUCUUUUCUCCCUCUUGGCUGCCGUGUCCUUCUCCACCGUCAUCUGUGCCGUGCCGCGUGCCUGGAAGCAUUUAGCCAGCAGGGACCGGGAUUAUGACGACAUAGAUGAAGAAGACCCCUUCAAUCCGCAGGCCCGACGAAUUGCUGCUCACAACCCCAGCCGGGGGCAGCUCCGUAGUUUCUGCAGCUACAGUAGCAGCCUGGGUAGCCAGACCAGCCUGCAGCCUCCAGCACAGACCAUCUCCAACGCGCCAGUAUCAGAGUACAUUAUUCUCCAAGUAUGCGAGCCACCUAUCUAUCGGUUAAUGAUGAUCACAGGCGACAGCACGGCCCCCAAUUUCCAGCCUAGCACUCACCUUGUAGACAAAAGCCCACAAAAUACGAUGUUGCUAUAGUGGAAAACCCAGUGACAACUUGAAGGCGCACGGACUGCAGGGAAAUAGAAUUGCCUCCGCAAGGAUGCAGAAGGGCUCUCUGAGAGGGAGUCGGCUGAAGAAGACACCCGCUGGCACUACGGAUAUAACCUUCCAGGGAUUGUCCCCGGUGCUCGACCGACAGCCUUUUCUCUCUCACAACGUUUAGUCUUCCUCUCUCGCACACACGGGAUGGUACCCGGUGCUUCCAUCCUUCGAGCGAACUGCUCCGAAGUCUCCUCCUUGACUCCGCCAUUUCCUCCCGAUCCCUUCCUGCCACCAGUGCAUUGCCCUGCCCAAACCUAUUUUUUGGGGGGGGCGGGGAAGAGACAGGGGUGAAAUUAGGGUUUGGACUGUCGGAAGUUUAUGCACAGGCUUUCCCUCUGCACCGACUUGAGGGCUGGGUUUCCCCCCCCCCAUCAUUGAUGGUGUGGUUCGGGCUUCCUUUUUGAUUUUGUUUGUUUUAUUAGGAGCAAAUAACAAAGACCAGUACACUGUACAAGUAAAACAGAACACUGAUUCGUGGUGUACAGUGAUCUAAGGGAGGUGGGCUGCUUUCCACGAAAGAAAAAUGCACCCCACUCUUUGGAGUCAAAUGCAAUACCAACCGCUAGAGCGAAUUUUCUUUUUUCCUCUAGAGAGGUCUCUGCACACAAAAAAGCCUAUUUCUGGCUGCUACUUCAUCAUCUUCAUCAUUGCCCUUAUCGUAGCACCUGUUUGGUGUAGAAUGGUACGAGAUCCACACUCAGUAUUCUCCCUUUGUCAUCGGUUAUUAGAAUUAACAGGCAGUUCAGCCAACAUUGCUUCAAUGGCCUCAGGUAUUAUUUAGAACAAACUGGGUUUGUUUUGUUCUUUUAUGCAUUUUGUUUGUUCUUCGUAUUACAAUAAUUAUUGUUAUUUCCAGUGUUUUUAUAUCGGCUAUCCAAAGAGCAUAACCUCUUUUAUCUCUCUCUCUUUUUUGUCUUUUAAAAGUUUUUUUAUUAAUUACACGUGAGGUGAGUUAUUUUUUAAUAUGUUGAAUAAUUUACAAAUUUCUGUUUUUAGCACUGAUUUUUCUUAAUCAAAUGCCAUUGCCCAUGCAGGGGAAAACUUUGACAUAUUCAAGCAUUAUUUUCUCUCAGUAUGCUGGGGCGGGGCAGGGUGAAUAAAAAUAACAGUGAAAAUUGGGUUGGUAUGUAAUAGGGAGAAAUUGCUCUAACCAUUGCCAUGAAGGUGCUGCUGACAGACAGUGUCUUAGUACAAUUUCCCUUGAGAGUAAUGUCUCAUCUAUUUUUCUCCAGUCGUGGCUUGUGGUACACCUACUGUCUUUAGAGACUCUUGAAAGCUAUCGAUGCUAAUCGAGGGAGUCCUUUUAAACUAGAACUGGUGCUCAUCACUGCAGCGAUUGUAGCACAACUUUGGCUGCCAAUAGAAAUGGAACAUGGUUUUCCAUUUCCACCCAGUACUGAAGAGAGGAAUUCUCUUCUACCCUUCUUCUGUGUCUGUGUGUGUGUCUCUGAGUUAAGUCCAGCUCAUGGGCGUAGCCAGGAUUUAUGUUGGGGCGGGCAGGACACCCACCUGUCAUUGCCCUCUAUCUAGCAGAUUUCAGAAUGAAAUGUCUCAACAACAGCUGGUUUAAAUGGCUUUCUUUUUGACCUCAGAAAAAUCUGUCAAAAAUCUUCAGUCAUUUGAAAACUAGGAACUUAAAUGAAAAAUUAUCGUCAGGGAGUGCUUUUCAUGCAAUAUAUUUUGCAAAAUUACAAAGGGCACAUCUUUUUUUCUUUCAUUUUUUUUU